AUGUUCCACAAAAAACCAAGGCUAGAGGGCCAUGUAUGGAAGCUUUCUCCGCACCGUCUAGUCCGCCGGGGCCCCAGGCAGACUGAACCUACCCUUUGUGUUGUGGACGAUCCAUUCCGACGCGCCCACGAACUCCCAUUGCAUUCCAAAACAAUGAACAUCAAGGAAAAUCAGAAAGUAACAGUCCCAGGAGUCGUGGAUCCUUUCUUCGCCCGUGAUAUAAAUCAUGGCUUGAUCCUCUGGGAGCAAUUGUUCUUAUUCUGCAUCCCGUCAUCCGCAACCUCUGGCAUCUACCAAAUCGCUUGA
Aspergillus luchuensis is the source of this 306-nucleotide messenger RNA. RefSeq lists its product as uncharacterized. The record is from RefSeq and is a predicted model, not a curated record. The transcript has a single exon. Lineage: Eukaryota; Fungi; Ascomycota; Eurotiomycetes; Eurotiales; Aspergillaceae. The coding region runs from base 1 to 306 and encodes 101 amino acids.